UGUAUUAACUACUUCACUGCACUUUGAGAAGCUGCAACAAUGGCGACUGCCAUCAAACCUUGCCUUCCACUCUCUCCUUUACUCAAACGUAGCGUUUCCCCUCCACCUAAUUCCUGGGUUUCCUGCAAGCCCAAUUUCGACUCCCUCCAAGUCUCUCGCCUUGGCCAUUAUCAUCGACCUCAAUUCGCUGCCUCAGUUGCAUUCAACCCUCAGGGGAAUUUCGACAUCUCUAUGUUCGAAGAAGAUGAUACUGCUAAGGUUGAACCUCCUAUGCCCCCAACUGAAGGAAGAUUUGAAGUAGUUGUUGACAAUAAUGCUAUUAGUAGCCUUGACUUGACCCCCUUUCAAGCUGCUACUGGCAUGAAGUCUCCUUUAUCGGUUAGUCCUAAAGAAUAUCUUGAACGAACAAUUGGCUUUACCAUCAACUACACUAGAGAAGAUCCGGGCGAUCCUCGGGAACUGUCGGAGUUUCCUGACAAUAGACUCUGGUUUGUGAGGCUCGAUGCUACUUAUCCAUGGCUGCCUGUCUUGCUGGAUUGGAGAGCUGGAGAAUUGGCCCGUUAUGCUGCCAUGUUGGUUCCUCAUCAGAUGAAUAUGAGAAUGGGAGUUGUGUUCAAUCCCGAGGCACUGGAACUGUUUGUGAUGAAGAAGGUGUUCAUCGUGUACUCCUGGUUGAAGCAUCACAACAUUCCAAAACCAGAAUUGAAGACAAAUGACAUGGCCAGGAUGCUUGGAUUUGGAAUUGGGAAUGAACUAUAUGACCUCAUUGAGAGCCACCCACUUGAUCUUUCAUAAGAAUUCAUGACAAGCCCAUAUGGGUUUAGCUAAAGCGGCAGCUAUGGAUAAUACCUCUCGCCUUUUAAAAAAAAAAAAAAAAACUUUACCCACACUUUUUGUGUUCUGCCAUACUGCAUAUCAGUAGAGAGGAAGAAGAUAAGGAGAGGCAUCUAUAAGAAUUGACAUAUAUAACGAGUUAUUUUCAUUGAUCCAACAAUGAAAUAAAGGUAAUUGUCUUGUU
Molecule: messenger RNA, 1018 nt
Organism: Neltuma alba
Lineage: Eukaryota; Viridiplantae; Streptophyta; Magnoliopsida; Fabales; Fabaceae
Product: protein CHLORORESPIRATORY REDUCTION 6, chloroplastic
Exons: 4
Coding region: 40-795 (251 amino acids)
Biological process (GO): NAD(P)H dehydrogenase complex assembly
Cellular component (GO): chloroplast
Source: RefSeq, a predicted model, not a curated record